AUGGACACCCCAGAUAGGCACAGCCUACACCACAAAGACUCCCAAGCGACGCUCAUCUCGCUCCUGCAACUCGACCCUUCGCCGAUAGAUUCGCCGUCCCCAUCGACGGCAGACAAGAAGAUUGACUUUUCUCCCGAUGAAAUCGAUACUUUAGAAGGAAGCAAUGGCUCAAUACUCAGUGGUACAACUGUCACUGCAGGCACAACAAACCAUGUCGGCUUGGGUGGUAGUCAUGGUGCCAUAUACUACUUAACCCGAAUUCAAAAAUACUCUUCCUACGCAAUGGGAAUCUUCACCACUCUCCACCUCACCAACGUGUCUCUCAUCCCAGCCAUCACCCGCUCCGUCGCCGGCUCCGAAACCUACCUCCUCAUGACGCGCGAAAUCUACCAAACCUCCAUCACAGAACCGCUCCUCGUCGCGCUCCCCGUCAUAGCACACGUCGGAUCCGGAGUAGCUCUCCGUCUACUACGAAGAUGGCAAAACAUGAAGCGGUACGGCGGUGGCACGCCAGGCAUGUACGCGCUGCAUAGGAUGCGAGACGCGCUGUCUGGAAAAGACGGCGUUAAUGCCGUACGUUUGUGGCCGUCGUUGAGCUAUAUAUCCAUCUCUGGGUACGCAUUCACAUUAUUCUACGGAGCGCAUGUAUUCAUGAAUAGGAUACUACCGCUGGUCAUUGAAGGGGAUAGCUCUAAUAUCGGUCUGGCUUACGUUGCGCACGGCUUUGCCAGACACCCGUUUACGUCGAGACUCGCGUAUCUGGGGCUACUGGCCACAGCGAGUGGGCACAUGGUAUGGGGUCUGGCAAGAUGGCUCGGCAUGGCGCCGUCGACACAGGGCUGGCGAGGGAAGGAGAGCGUCGUCGUGGAUAAGAAGACGAAGAGGCAGCGGAGGAGGAAGUGGCUUGGCGUCCAUGGAGUUGCGGUUGGAGUUGCGGCGUUGUGGGCGAUUGGGGGCUUGGGAGUCGUUGCAAGGGGAGGAUUGACGGAUGGGUGGGUUGGCAAUGUGUAUGACGGGUUGUUUAGGAGUGUGGGGAUGUGA
Pochonia chlamydosporia 170 is the source of this 1041-nucleotide messenger RNA. Its product is annotated as N2,N2-dimethylguanosine tRNA methyltransferase. Lineage: Eukaryota; Fungi; Ascomycota; Sordariomycetes; Hypocreales; Clavicipitaceae. The record is from RefSeq and is a predicted model, not a curated record. Gene Ontology annotation, cellular component: mitochondrial outer membrane. The coding region runs from base 1 to 1041 and encodes 346 amino acids. Gene Ontology annotation, biological process: lipid homeostasis; mitochondrion organization. The transcript is spliced from 2 exons.